This is a messenger RNA of Hevea brasiliensis (rubber tree), 1657 nucleotides long. RefSeq lists its product as uncharacterized. Lineage: Eukaryota; Viridiplantae; Streptophyta; Magnoliopsida; Malpighiales; Euphorbiaceae. The transcript is spliced from 8 exons. The record is from RefSeq and is a predicted model, not a curated record. Bases 256 to 1476 code for a protein of 406 amino acids.
AAAUGAAAAGCAAUUACUUUUUAAAAGCAGCGUGUACGGGAUUCCUGGGCAAAGCCUUCCUCGCUAAGUUGAUGGAACUGUAACUCCUUCUUACUGAAGUAGCUUGAUUAGGCCUCAUAUUUUACCAUUGUUGGAUUCCAACCAGCCACAUUUUAAAAGCAGCUUGCACAGAUUCUGAGCAAAGCAAUCCUCGCUAAGCUAUUAUUGAUUUUGAUUUCUCAGGCAUUCAGCUCACAGGCAAUUACCAUUAAUUCGAUGGCUUACAUUCCUCCACAUAAGCGGCAUUCACAAGACAAGGGAAGGCCAUCACCAACUCCAGAGAAGUUUAUUCCUCUCUUCAAAAGCAAUUAUCUUAGUGUGAGAUCACAGGAUUCUAAAAUAGUCAAGAGGGGAAAGAUUGUUAAUGCAGACGCCAUAUUCAGAUGGUUUCCUGUUGGUUUGAGUGAAAAUGAUCAGUUUCCUUCUUACAUUCAUCUUGAGCCAGUUUCCGUGGAAUCUUUUGAGCGCCGAUAUGGAGAUAAACCUCUUACCUUGGUGAACAGUAUUGCAACUGAAGAGAAUAAUGAGUUGAAAGAGAAUUAUGUGAGAAGUCCCUGGGUCACUAUUGCAGAAAGUGUACAGCGAGAUCUGCUCACCUCUUUCGAGAUUUUGAAGAAUGAAAUGGACUCCCAAGGGUUGGAAAAAGUAAAGCCCACAUUGGUUGCUAGAUUUGGUAAAAUUGUUUUUUAUGGAAGCUGGAGCCCUUCAGUAAGGCUAGGAAGGAUUGACAAAAAUCAGGUUGAUGGAAACAUUUUGAGACAAUUGAAAAGAUCAAUUUACACAAAUGUUCCUUCUUCAUAUAUGGAAAACAUUAUAGAUGGGGUUGUCCCAAAAGUUGGAGUAGAUUUUGAAGAGGAAAAAGACAUCUACCAUAUAAAGUUGUCUGAUGAUACACGACCAUAUUCAACUGUUUCAUGCAAAUGUCGUGUACAGGCAGAUAAAAAACUUGUACUUUACAAGGCUGAACUACAAAAAGUGUACCAUAUGGUCACAGAUGUAUCAUGCCUUGACAAGAAUCUCGACCUGAGGCUAAUGCUUUACACGAAGAGGAUCUUAACUGCUCCUACUGAUGAUGAAAUGAAAAGCAUAAGGGAUCUAAUUUCUUCUGCAGUUUUGGAUUCAGAAGUGAAGGGUGGGUUGAGAUGGCCUCUUGGGAAGAUAUCUUCUGAAAAUAGAUACAGUGUAAUUUGGUUUGGGCAUACCAUAACUAAAGCCUACAGAAGUCCAUCAUUGAGGCUGAAAGUUGGUCAUGCCGAUAGAUUUUUCCUUGAGAGUGAAACUGGAGAAGUUUCAACGGAAACUUAUCUUAAGUUGAAUGGAAUACUUUCAGAAUUGCAGGAACAAGGAGCAGAAAGUGAUUCAGUCUCCACCAUGCUCAAAGACAGCUUAAGAAUGAUAUGGGACAACUUCUUAAGCUGCGAUCGUUUCUUAGCAUAGGCAUGCCAUCAAGCAUAUCCUACUGUCUCUCUCUCCCCCUCUGUGAAUAGUGUACAUUUUUAAUAUCAUUAGUGUGUGCUUGAAAUGGGAAGGGAUUUUCAAGAAGAUGACAUUAUAAAACUGUGAUUGGCUAUGGUUUCUUCGACUGCAUUGUGUAAUAUAUAAAUUUUACUAUUUGGUA